Perkinsus marinus ATCC 50983 is the source of this 708-nucleotide messenger RNA. RefSeq lists its product as hypothetical. The record is from RefSeq and is a predicted model, not a curated record. The coding region runs from base 1 to 708 and encodes 235 amino acids. The transcript has 3 exons. Lineage: Eukaryota; Perkinsozoa; Perkinsida; Perkinsidae.
AUGGAUCGUGUAGUUGACUAUACGAAGGGAUCUGAGAUGAGUACAGUAACCCUCAUACGUACUGAGAGGACGUGUGUGCCCAACACGAUAUUGCAAGAGCUAUGUCGGACUGCAUUGGAGGCAGCAGAGAUGGCUGACGGAAGUGGACAUCCCUGGCCGUAUGUGCCCAGGCAACAACAACAACAAGAGUCUGGCCAUCGUCAGCAACAGGAACAGUACGAUGUUCAUGGAGGGCCUCCACAUGAUGACACUCGGGCUCGCUCGGAUGAGGGGGUGCUGGAGCAACAAGGCAUGGAGCACUGCGCUGAUGAGAGAGGGACUUGCAGUGAAGGGGGCGCCUCAGGUGGAGGCACCCCAUCAGAGACGGCAGAGGAUCCAACAGCAGCGACAGGCAUCAUACCAACGAAGGGUCGUAGUGUGAAGAUCCUCAGGAGAGGCCCCGGGUCGAAGGGCAAGAAUAUGAGGGGGGCUACUAGGGGGGCUGAGGACGACGAGUUUUCGAGUGAUGAAGGCGGCAAGCAUUCGGAAGCUAACCUCUUACAUAAUCUCCCGGUCGACCAACGGGAGGAGCAUUAUAAUAAGAUACGUGCUAAGAUCUUCCAGGAGGAUGAUGGUACACCAUUAGUGUGUUCUAACGAGGAGCUGGCAGCUAUGGAGGGCGCACGCAAGCACAUACCUAAGGGCACUGACUUGGAUGAUCCAGAGUAG